Messenger RNA from Calidris pugnax (ruff), 370 nucleotides. Its product is annotated as cilia- and flagella-associated protein 36-like. The coding region runs from base 91 to 354 and encodes 87 amino acids. The transcript is spliced from 2 exons. The record is from RefSeq and is a predicted model, not a curated record. Lineage: Eukaryota; Metazoa; Chordata; Aves; Charadriiformes; Scolopacidae.
GAAUCUCAGAAAUCUGCAAAGGAAGACUUAAAACCAGUACGCCCAUUACAAAAAGGACCUCAGCCCUCUUGUACCAAAGGGAAAGAAGACAUGAAGAAAAAGUCAGCUGGAAAAUGUUCAGAAAACGCGGCACAAAAAGCUGGGGUGAAAGGACCUGAUUUAUCAGAACUUGAAGAACAGCAGCUGAAGCAACGAGAGGACUACCUAAAGAAAAAACGAGAUUUGCUGAUGGCUACAAAGAAGGAGUCAAGAAAUAACGUGCUGUUACCAGCAAACACUGACCAGAAGGAAGAGGAAUCGCCUCCCAAAGAGGUGAGGGAUUCAAAUGUUUUAAUCAUCCUGACCGCUUUAUAAAAAAAACAUAGAUGAU